AGUCUCUGUUAAGCUAUAGCUACAAUCACAACAUAAAAAUGCGGAAUUUUCUAACAUGCAUUUUUUUGACCUGUUUAUAUCAAGGAGUUAUCUCAAAUUUGCAUUCGGAAUAUGCAGACGAUUUGAACUGUGCGGUCGCUAAACAAUUGGAAAAUCAAUGUGCCUCUUAUUGCUAUCGGGUUAUCAAGCCUUUUAUACAGAUAACCCAUGAAUGCCAUCAAAAAGAUGCAAAGAUUGCGGAUCUCAUCGAACAGUUGGCUAAAUACAAAGCAGCAGAAUCGAAAAACAAAGAGCUACUCGAAAUAACAGCUAAUAUGGUUGAUAUGAAGAAAAUGAUUUCCGAAAUGAAAACUCAAUUGAACGAAAGUCAUAACGUCCAAGAAAGCGAACGCAAUACACAAAAUACAUUGAAUAGUGGUCUUAAAAUGAUUAAAGUGCCGGGUCUUGAAGCAUUUCCAGUUCUCUACAACAACCACAUUGCAGGACCUGGAUGGAUUGUAAUACAACAGCGGUUAAGUGGCGACCAAAGUUUUUACCGUAAUUGGGCUGCCUAUCGCGAGGGAUUUGGUGAGAUCGCCGAGAGUGGGGAGUUUUUCAUCGGUCUUGAAAAGCUGCAUCGAAUGCUAGCGAUCAAUCAACCCAAUGGGUUGUACAUACGGAUGGAGCAUGUGAAUAAGAUUGUUCGUACUGCACACUACGAUAACUUUAACGUUGGCGAUGAGAUGUCCGGCUACAAGCUGUUAUCUCUCGGCAAACACUCGGGGAAUUCCACAGAUGCACUGCGUAGGAAUGAAAAAAUGAAAUUCACAACAUUCGAUCGUGAUAAUGAUGCCCAUAUCACUUCAAACUGCGCUCAAAUCCAAGAUGAUGGCUGGUGGCAUGCGGCCUGUUCCGAUACCAAUUUGAACGGCAUAUACAAUGACGCGAAGCAUUGCAUCUAUUGGAACUCUGCGUACCUAAAGACGAAUGGCGACUGCCUUAAGUCCGUACAGAUUCUAAUAAAACCAAAAAUCACUUUCAAUUAAGAAGCAAAAAUAAAAACAUAACCACAAUAUACGAGUAUGAAAG
Molecule: messenger RNA, 1068 nt
Organism: Drosophila sulfurigaster albostrigata
Lineage: Eukaryota; Metazoa; Arthropoda; Insecta; Diptera; Drosophilidae
Product: angiopoietin-related protein 7-like
Exons: 3
Coding region: 39-1025 (328 amino acids)
Source: RefSeq, a predicted model, not a curated record